Morchella importuna is the source of this 366-nucleotide messenger RNA. RefSeq lists its product as uncharacterized. The coding region runs from base 1 to 366 and encodes 121 amino acids. The transcript has a single exon. The record is from RefSeq and is a predicted model, not a curated record. Lineage: Eukaryota; Fungi; Ascomycota; Pezizomycetes; Pezizales; Morchellaceae.
AUGUCGUCCUCACCAAUCCAACCCACCUCUCCUAAACAAACGACCUACGAAAUCGCCUCCACCGCCCCCCGCCUCUCCCUCCGCAAAUGCAUCGACAAGUUUGCCGAUUUCCUCAAAGUCCAUGAUAUUUUCUGGGCCGGGAUCGAGCUCGAACCAACCACUGCCAACGGCCAACUAAGCCCCGGGACCGGACCAUCUGUUCCAGCGGGGAAGGUUCUCAGGGUCUAUAUCUACGAUUCUGAGGAUCCAGUGGCGGUGAGCUACUUGUUCCAACAAAGCGGUUUUGUGAAAGAUCAGCUACCCGAAGGGAUUGAGGUGGUCGAGUUUGUAGAACUGAGUACUAUAAGAGAUUCCAAGGGGAAAUGA